AUGUUGCAAUCAAGUGAUGCCGAUGGAGAAGAGAGCCCUGACUUCAAGUGGGGUGAAAUGAAAGGGUUGGGACAGAAAGAUAAAAACGUCAAAUUCUAUGAAUCAUUUACCUUUGAUGGCAUCGAAUACAGGCUUUUCGACUGUGCUUAUUUCUGCGUACGUGGUCAAUGCGAGACUUCUAUUGGGAAGCUUGUCAAGAUGUUUGAGACAUCAACAGGUGAGAAGAAAGUCAAGGUCAUUUGGUUUUUUCGACCUAUUGACAUCCGCAGCUUCUUGGGAAAAUAUGAGCCACUAUGGGAUGAGUUGUUUCUGGCUUGUGGUGAUGACUUGGGGGUUUCCAAUAUCAACGAUGUGGAGGCGAUCUUGGGAAAAUGCAAUGUUGUAUGCCAAUCGAGGCACCCUAAAAACCGAUAUCCAUCAAAAGAUGAGAGGAGGAUGGCUAACUACCUCUUCACCUGCACCUUCGAUACAAGACUGAAAAUCAUAUCAAAAGACUUUGCAGAUGCAAUUGCUGGAAUUGGAGUGGAGAAACUCUUCAACAAGAAAAGAGAAGAACAGCCUCUAAAACGUCUAAACUCAACUGCAGCUGGCAGUUCCAGGCCGUCUCCAGUGAAGCCUUUUCAUCCAGAUUCAGGAUCAACAAAGCUAGGAAAAAAAAUUAACAGAGAUAGAACAAGCCCGACCAGAUUGACAUUAACCUUCAUUUUGCAAGACUUGUUUCUGAAGGAUAGUGCUAGUCGUGAGCAUUUGAAGAAGAACCCUCCUGUCAAUACUGAUGUCACGUCAGGAUGUCCGAGAACCAAAUCUAGAGCAUCAGGGGAUUUACUUGCUCCAGGUUCAUCAGUCAAUCCCACGCCUUCUAAAAAGAGGAAGCUUAGACUCAGCAUGACAGAACCAGCUGAUUCAUAUGGUUUAGUCCAUCAACCAGAAGAGAAAAGAUUCAUUAAAAAUCCUCCUCUUGUAGUAAAAGCUCCAAGUCAGAACAUUCCUUUUGAGGACGAACUAAAAGAGGCUAUAGAGAAAGACAGGUUGCUCUUAUUUGAGAACCUGGAACCAUCAUACACAUCACUGGACGUGGAGGAUCUUUGUUGGCAAGCUUUCAACGAACGAGUUGAUGCAAGGAUGAUCCCAGCAAGUCUUCUGUCUAGCCCACAUAAUGGUAAGGCUCUUGUGAUUUUUGGCACCACAAGAGCAGCUGAUAAGGCCCUGUCUCGGUUAACUGAAGGGUACCUGAUGUUAUCUGACGAAAGACCUCUAGUGGCUAGUAGAAAUGCCCCAAAGGAAGUCGGAGAAUGUAAAAGAUUUACUGGACAUUUUACUCUGGUGGAUAAAGCUCAGAUGUCCAUUCAGAAGGCAAGUUAUUGCAAUAGUCAUGUCAAGCGUUUGUCUUUACCUCAGCGCUCUCAAAAGUCUUACAUAACCUGUGAUCUCACACAGUCUUUGUUCUUCUAA
Molecule: messenger RNA, 1452 nt
Organism: Microthlaspi erraticum
Lineage: Eukaryota; Viridiplantae; Streptophyta; Magnoliopsida; Brassicales; Brassicaceae
Source: the annotation of a GenBank genome assembly